CCGGCCUUGGGAGUGGAGUGGAGGCGGGCAAGCAGGCGGGGGAAGCCGGGCUGGAGGUGGGCUGAGCCCCCGGAGGAAGGAACCGGGGCGCAUCGCGGAGCUUCUCCUCCAAGCGGGGCUGGUCGGGCUCUCCGCCUGCGGGAGCGGAGGGCUCUCCAACCUUCUCAGCGAUAAGACCUGAGGACUUCAACUCCCAGAAUCCCCCAGCCGGAGUGGUGAUUUGGAGACCAUCGUGAACGAAAGGAUCUUCAUCCAGAAAAUGUCCCGCGAGGACCAAGGCGUCGCGAAGGCCGAGGAAAACUCCUCCCGCGUCAUUUUCGCGGUGUUUCUCUCGCUGCUCAUCGACCUCCUGGGCUUCACCCUGAUUCUGCCUCUCCUGCCUUCCAUCCUAGAUCAUUUCAGCCAGAAUGACGAUGGGCUCUACAGGAGGGUGCAAGCCGGCGUGGACUGGUUCAGUGGCAGCCUUGGCAUUCCGCCAGAAAGGAAGUACAACAGCGUCUUAUUUGGAGGUCUCAUCGGCUCCCUGUUUUCUCUGCUUCAGUUUCUGGCCUCGCCACUCACCGGGGCUGCCUCAGAUUCCUUCGGGAGGCGACCGGCGCUGCUCGUCACUGCGCUUGGCUUGAUGGCGUCCUAUUCUCUGUGGGCCAUUUCUAGGAGUUUUGAACUCUUCCUUUGCUCCAGAAUCCUUGGCGGGAUCAGCAAAGGGAACGUCAGCCUUUGCACGGCCGUCAUCGCAGAUCUUCAAUGUCCGAAAGCUCGAAGCAAAGGCAUGGCCAUGAUUGGGCUAGCUUUCUCGCUGGGCUUCACCCUCGGACCAAUGCUAGGCGCCUUCCUCGCUCUCGAGACGGAGAAGGACCAAGUCUUCUACACGAGAGCCGCCAUCUUUGCCACCAUCUUCGCCGCGGCUGAUUUCCUGUUUAUCUUCACCUGCUUGCCAGAGACACUGCCGAAGGAAAAAACGGGUAAUCAUACCCUUGGUCGUUUUAUUCCUCCUGCAGGUCUUCAGAUGUUGGGCUUGGUGUAUUUCCUGUACCUUUUCCUUUUCUCUGGCCUGGAGUACACACUGGGAUUUCUUGUCCAUCAACACUUCCACUUCAGCAGUCUGGAACAAGGGAAGAUGUUUUUCUUCAUCGGUGUCACCAUGGCUGUGAUCCAAGGAGGCUACACUCGCCGGAUUCCGCCAGGAGCAGAACUGCGGAUGGUUAAAAUUGCAAUCAUACUGUCAGCUCCUGGCUUCCUUUUAAUCGGCUGGAGCACUAAUAUUAUCAUCCUCGGUGCAGGACUGUUGUUUUACUCUUUCGCUGCAGCUGUAGUCGUCCCUUGCUUGUCUACGGUGGUAUCCAGCUACGGGCUGGACAGCCAAAAAGGAACCGUGAUGGGCAUCCUAAGAAGUCUGGGUGCCCUUGCGAGGGCUCUUGGGCCGGUGGCAUCGGCAACAGUGUACUGGCUGGCCGGAGCGGAAGUUUGCUUCACCAUUUGGGCCUCUUUGUUCCUGCUGCCCUUCAUCCUGCUUCGGUGCAUGCCAAAGCAAAACAAACAGGAAUAGACUACUCGGAUGGCGGUUUCCCCCAGAAACUCAAGAAUUCAACUUGAAUUCAAGAAAUCGAGUUGAUCCUGGAAGAACUAACCAGGGGCGUUGGUGUAUUUUUCACAGCAGCCUUCCACCAUCUUUGCCUGUAUUUGAGCAGAGGUCCUGCUUUCCAGUCUGGGUCUUUCCAUGUGUGUGUGUGCGCACGUGCGUGCGUGUGCCAGGGUCUGAGCAAUGAUCCAUGGAAAAAGGGCCUUAGGAUAAAGCUGCCUUCCUACAAAUAGGAUGGUGAAGAUACCAACUUGCUCAAUCCGCGAUGAACAAAGCCCCCAACAACCCAAGUCCACUUCCUUCCAGCUGGAAACACCUGGGAAUUUUCUUGUUCAAAGCGGGACGUUCACACAGAUUGGCCCACAAGGUCUUUGCUAUGAGGCUGUGAGACCCAAACAAUGUCAUCUUUCGUGACCUAACUUUGGAUUUGGCAUCUCUAAGUUUGAGAUGAACGUCGUUACUGCCUGUGUCCCAUAAGGCUCUCCCCAUUUGCCUUCACUUAGAUUGGUGCUCUUUCUUCGUGUCCCUGUUGUGCCUCUUUCCUCUUUUCUUCAGCGUCUUUGUGCCUGUUCCCACUUUUCUUCAGUGUCCUUGUGCCUGUUCUCUUUUCUUCAGCAUCCUUGUGCCUGUUCCCCCUUUUUUUCAGUGUCCUUUUGCCUGUUCCCUCUUUUCUUCAGCGUCCUUGUGCCUCUUUCCUCUUUUCUUCAGCAUCCUUGUGCCUCUUCCUUUUUUUCUUCAGCAUCCUUGUGCCUCUUUCCUCUUUUCUUCAGCAUCCUUGUGCCUGUUCCCUCUUUUCUUCAGCGUCCUUGUGCCUGUUCCUUUUUCUUCAGUAUCCUUGUGCCUCUUUCCUCUUUUCUUCAGUGUCCUUGUGCCUCUUCCCUAUUUUCUUCAGCAUCCUUGUGCCUCUUCCCGCUUUUUUCAGUGUCCUUUUGCCUGUUCCCUUUUCUUCAGCGUCCUUGUGCCUUUUCCCUUUUCCUCGUAUGCUUGUGCCUCUUCCCUCUUUUGAUUCCUGGACCUUGUUCUUUUAAUUAUGUCUUCAUUCCCCCCUAGGGGUGAAAUGCUACCGGUUCAAACCGGUUCUCCUGAACCAGUAGUAAAAAAAUGCUACCGGUUCAGGCGAACCGGUAUUUCCGACAAUCAGCUGGAUGGCGAUCAUCUGUGACGCAUGAUUUAAAUUAGAAUUGUCGGGUUUCCUGUUUUCUAGCUAAUCUAAAUCACGUGGCACAACAGAUCCACCCCCUCGCUGUUCUACUUACCUUUACAGACUUGGAAGGCUUUAAAAUGUUCCUUUUUUAGUGCAGGCGCACCUCAAGCGUGCAUGCGUGCGAAGUGCACACUUGGUAGCAGACUCACAGAACCGGUAGCAGACUUCAGAGGAUUUCACCACUGUUCCCCCCCCUUUUUUUGCUUCCUGAGUACACAAACCAGCAAAAGUCCAUUCCUACAUGGAUUCUCAGAAAGGAUAGUAAUUAGAUAAAAUAGAAAAAUCGAUAGGAUCUCAAUCUCUUGUCCUAGAAUGCAGUCCUUGUCCUACAUUUCUGAAAGUUGGGGUUGCAAAAUAGAUGGUCCGACGCCAUGCGUAGGUGACAAAAGUGCUUGCAUCAAAAUAGUUCUCAAGGUUUUGGGGGUUUUUUUGGUUCCCGAAAGAGGCAUGGAUUGGAGGAAGAACCACACCAGAUACAUCCUCUGGAGGCACUUUUGUCGAGUUCUACCUUGGCCCCGAGUUUGUGUAUUUCACUAAGUGUCUUACCAUAGCCCAGUCCCUUUUGAUGGACUUCUGAGUUAUUUUGAAUUUUAAAACGAUGAUGGGUAUAUGUCUAAUUAUCCUUCCUUUCUUUUGUAUUGCCGAAAUGUCAAUGUAAUAUUUUCUACACUGCGUAAGGAGGUGUGUUGAGAGGAGUAUUUUCCAUUUUCUUUUUUCAUACAAUAAAACAAAAUUAAGUUUUCA
Pantherophis guttatus is the source of this 3527-nucleotide messenger RNA. The record is from RefSeq and is a predicted model, not a curated record. NCBI's taxonomy places the organism in Eukaryota, Metazoa, Chordata, Lepidosauria, Squamata, Colubridae.